GAAGGACUGCACUCAUGCUCGGUGUCUGUCCUGUGGCAGGACGUUUAUUGAGUUCGUGCUGAGAGAAUCCAUAGGUUUUGUUUACUUGUGUGCUGCGCUAUUCGUUACUUGGUUUGCUGAGUUUCGUUCAUCCUGUCUACUUUAGUUCAUCCGACAACCUAAAAUGCGGUGCUUGCUCUUUCUCUAUCCGCUGGCGCCGAGCGGCGUCGUGGCAAGGCUUGUGGAAGUGACUUCGCAUGGAAAUCCUUUUGUCAUGUACGAGAUCAACAACAAAAAACGCAAAAUGUAUGAACGCAAAAUGUUCGAAGACGCCUUCCUGGAGCUGGUCCAGAGCUCGGAGUAUGCUUAAGGCCUCCACACAUCCAUCUUCGGGAGUAUCCUCAUAUCAUUUUACCUGACUCGACUUCGACUAACAUCAUCAUCAUCAUCAUCAUCAUCAUCGUAAUCAUUUUAACCUCUAGACUCCGACAACCUACUAUCACUACUACCACUACUACUGAAAGGGCACAAGAGAAGUCCCAGGAUGCUUUAUUUCAAGUUCGUGAAAAUCAAUCGCUUACACUCUUUGGCUACAAAUGUGAUCUCAAGAUGGUGAAGCUGAAGGGGAGAGAGGUGUCAGGAUAUUGUCUUAUAGCAUGGAUUUAUGGUUUGGAAGGUCUAAUAUGUGGAUGCCGCAAAGGGUCAUGACGACGAUCUUCAUGAGCUCGACAUGGAUGACGAAGCAGACUACUAUGAGUUCCAGGCUGUCGAUACUCCGGGUUCACAUGGUGGUGACCCUGUCGUGGGCUCGUUCGUGCAGGAGGCGGAGGCAACGAACACGACCGGAUUGAGGAAUGAGGUUUCUGAAGACCACAGUCAUAACACUGUUGUCUGGGGUCUCGACACGGAUGUCCUCGAUGAGGGAGUUGUUUUAUACAACUCUGAAUCUCCUGAUGCGGAAAUUCAAGAACGUGUAGCUGGUGUCGACCCUGUCCUGGGCUCGUUCGUGCAGGAGAGGGAGGCAACGAACACAAAGAGUGGCAUACAUGAGCUCGCCAAACUGGUGAGAGAAGAAGACCUCGACCGGAUAAGCGGGGUCGCAAUGUGUCUCAGUGCUUUGGCUCUUCUACAUGGCAGUUCGGCAAGUGAUACGUCUGCGAGCAAGGUUGAUGAAGGUCUCAAGUUAAGGCUGGCGGAACUGCAUCCUCAACGUCAUCUUUGGCCUCUUUUCCAAGUAAGAAAAGGGGUCAUCAAGGUCAAGGAUGAGGCCAGGGAUGCGAAGGCAAUAACGCUAAUGAAGGAAAGUUGUGAAUCGACAAAGAACGACGUCACCAAGGUUCUGAAUGCUUUGGCUAGUGGAUCUGCAGGUGAGUCUGCGCAGGAUUUCUCUGGAGGAGAAGAAGAAGAAGAAGAAGAAGGUGAGGGUGCUUUGGAUAGUAGCAGUUUCGUGUACACGCUGAAGCUUCCACCUGGUGUAUCAAUCGAGAAUUUUCAGGACAAGCGAGAUGUCGUCUUUUCCGGCAGGAACGCUCCAGACUUCGAGCACCUGUUGCGUCACGCUGGAUCGUCAUACGAGCAAGUUUUGGGCCAGCCAACUGGCAUCAGUCCUUCCAGUCCAGGUGACGCAUUGGUAGUGUUGUAUCAGGCUUUUUCCACAGACGGCUUCUUUCGCGAAUUCGGGUUCUCGAACGACAAUGAGAGUGAGGACCGGAGCCGGACGUUGAAGGAUGGGGCCAAGACCGAGGUGCCCAUCUCCUCGAAAGAACGUCAGUUCACCGUUGGCGCUGGCUUACGCUUCAGAGCCAUUAUGGAGCCGAUCACACAGGCGAAGGUGAUAGACCUCUCGUCUAAAUUGCGGGACGAGUGGUCCGCGAAAUACGUCCACACGUCUGGCGGAUUAGAAAAACUAUAUCAAUUUGAGCGAUUGGUUUCUACUCAGGCCUCCCCGUCCUACUUCGUUCGGUUUUUUGACACCGCUAGAGAGGCGGAGGGAAUACCAGAACGAGAGGCACUAGCUUUGAUGCUGGUAAGAUAUGUGAAAUCUUCACCGGGGAACAAAAAACAAAAAGGAACUGAGCGCGAUUUCCGUGUGCGCGCAAUGUUCUAUCUGGACAAAGUUUCUGGUUCUCCAGAAGCAUAGGUCUAAACCAGGCAAAAUUAGUCUCGAAC
Amoebophrya sp. A25 is the source of this 2148-nucleotide messenger RNA. The record is from the annotation of a GenBank genome assembly. Lineage: Eukaryota; Dinophyceae; Syndiniales; Amoebophryaceae.